Molecule: messenger RNA, 1067 nt
Organism: Halichondria panicea
Lineage: Eukaryota; Metazoa; Porifera; Demospongiae; Suberitida; Halichondriidae
Exons: 3
Coding region: 659-1015 (118 amino acids)
Source: RefSeq, a predicted model, not a curated record
UCUAAACGGAAUGUCAAUAAAAUAAUAUGAACCAAAACUGAAAGUAUAAUAUCUCCCAAUGUUUUCACCCUCCAUCCUCGCCCUUCCCCCCCCCCAUUACCCUCAUAAUCAAAUUAUUUUUAAACCAUUUCAAAUUAUUUUUAAACCCUAGCCCAUAGACAUUCCUUUUUUGUAAGCGUAAAAAUCCCUAUUUGGAACUCCCUUCCCCUAAAUGUUAUCAGUAUAACCCUAGCCCAUCUGCUUUCAAACUCUCCCUGUCAAACUAGUAACAUAAUUAUAUAAGUUACAACUUUUCCUUUUUUCACUUAAGUACAAGUACCUGCAUGCACCUGCACCUGCACCUGCACCUUUACUUUUGAUGGUGAUGAUAAGGCCGCUAGUAUGGUCAAGAGUCUCCUCACCCGCUGGAGAGAGAAGGUGUUUGUGUUGAUGCUGCAGCAGAAACUGUGGCAAAUGGAGGGAUCAAAAAUGUCCAGAAGCUGUCCCUGUUGGACCAGAUUGCUUGUCUGGAGAGAGAGAGGGAGAGGCUCUCCCACACACUCACUGACAGGACAGCAGAGCUACAUCUGGAGACCAACAAAACAGAGGUACGGCAGUGGUUUAGCUGCAACAGUUACAGAGGCAACUGGACAGAGAUAAACACAGAGCAGUGGAGGCCAUGGAAAUGAGCAAGGCCAAGUUGGAGCACGAGUUGGAGGCGUGCAAGAAGAAACUACACACAACACAAGUGGAGAGGAAUCUACUUAUGACUACUCUGAGGCAAGAAGGAAUUGUGCUACCAGGGAAGCAGCUGCCUGUACAAAGACAGUCUGAAGAAAGAGUGGCCAAAGACAAUGAUGCUAACACCCAAGAUUCCCCUACCAUGAUCCAAUCACCUCAAGUUACUGAGACUAUUCAUGAACUUGCUCCACUUAGAGACAAUAUUUUAGAGACUACCGACUUUAGAACAGUUUUGAAAGACUUGCAAAUGCUCUCAGCAUCAUUACUAGAAAUGGACAAUGAAGAAACAGUGUAAAUAAUAUGUAUACGUGAAUGUAAAUUAUAUAAAGUGAAAUCGAAGUUGUCAC